CCCUCGAUGGUUGCACGAGACGCUUUUGCCUGCCUCUCCCAACUACGAACCGAACGAAUAGUUAUUGGAUAACAUUUCGAUUCAAGCCUCCAUCCGCCAUUUUCAGCAGAUUGAAAGCAGGUAGACAAAAAUCACAGUGCUGAUCAAAAUAAAACCGAUCCCAUGUGAGCACAGCCUGCCGAAAGUGUCCAUGUGGAGUCUUACCUGAGUGACCAUGGCUGUUCCUGAAGGGACAAUGGAAACGCUUGCUGACAUUCCACACCAUGUGUGGAAGAGCUUGCCCGAUGGCCUGAGACUAAGCCCCUCUGCCGUUGAUCAAAGUCGAAUUGGUGUCUGGGCCUCUAGGUCGAUUCCUAAAGGCAAGAGGUUCGGCCCUUUUGUAGGAGAGAAGAAAAAGCGGUCCCAGGUGUCCAGCAAUGUAUACAUGUGGGAGGUGUAUUUUCCAGCCAGGGGCUGGAUGUGUGUGGAUGCCACAGACCCCAUGAAGGGGAACUGGCAACGGUAUGUAAACUGGGCUAACUCCACUCAAGAACAGAACCUUUUCCCCAUGGAGAUAAACCGAGCCAUUUACUACAAAGUUUUACGGCCAAUUGGGCCAGGGGAUGAGCUGCUGGUGUGGUACAAUGGGGAAGACAAGCCUGAGAUAACAGCUGCACUAGAGGAAGAAAGAGGCAGCAGUCUGAGCAAGAAAAAUCCACCCAGGGCAAAGCGAGCCAGAAGAAAGCUGUUGGAGGGAGCAAGACAGGCUGGUUUGGGUGCAUUCCGUGGGCCCAAGCAAACAGGCGUAACCAAACCUAUUCUCAAAGAGAUGUGGGACACAGAGGAAGGUCCAAAUGAGGAAGACGAGAGACUCUCCCAAUCACCAAGGCCUUCCAAGGGGACUCGGGAGAGCUCCCCCAUGGGGAGGAACGGCCUCUCUCAAGCCCAGUUCAUCUCAGCAGCAAUGAGAGGGGAAGCGGAGGAGGAUGAUGAAGAGGAAGACCCAGGGGAUCUGCAGCAGCCGCUGUCACUGACACAGCAGAGUGCUCAGUCUGCUACUGAAGCUGAGCCAGAGGAGAGGAGUGAGCAGCCUGAUCUGCCACUAAGCCAUAGCAGCCCAGUUGAGGAGGGGCCUGGGAGCCUUCAGCAUCACACUGAGACUGCCUCAUCCCUACCAAGGGCUGAACCAGAGGCAGACCCUGACCCCGACCCUGACCUGGAAGGUGACCCCCACGGAGAGGAGUCCCAUCCCUGCCAGCACUGCGAGCGCCAUUUCUCCACCAAACAGGGGCUGGAGCGCCACACACACAUCCAUGCCACCGCAAACCAGCAAACGCACACGUUCAAAUGCCGCUACUGUGGCAAGUCCUUCGGCUCGCAGGUGGGGCGUCGGCGGCACGAGCGGAGGCAUGAGAACGGGCCAAAGAACAAAGGCCAAAGGCCUGGCUCACUAGCUGGGACUGCUACUUUACUCACUCCUCUGGGGCAGGCUGGUGGUUCGAGCCCAGACUGUGGCACUGUCUCUGGCCACUAUGUUGUCAGGGGCUCCCCUAUCCCUGGAGGACCUAUGGGGAGCCUUGAGGUUGUCAGGAAGGACCCUGCGGCUGAGAGUGACCGGCCGUUUAUCGUGGAUGAGAAUGGUGAGACAAAGGAGCUUCAUCCCUGCAAGUACUGUAAUAAGGCUUUCGGCACUCACACCAACAUGCGCAGACACCAGCGCAGAAUCCACGAGCGCCACUUACUGCCCAAGGGUGUCCGCAGGAAAGGCAUGCUGCUGCAGGAGAGCCCAUCUCAGCAGCAGCUGCAUCAUCUGCCUGAACAGUCCCCUAGCGUCAGCCCACCCCUCGUUUAUGUGCCCAGUGCAGACACUGAGGAUGAGGGGGACCGAGAGGAGUACCUGGUCGACAUAGCCAAUAACAUCUCGGAGAAUCUCAGCCUGUACAUCGACGGCAAGAUCCUGUCCACUAGUUCAGUCAGUGGCUGUGAGGUGAUCGAAGUGGACUCCAGUUCUGCAGCACUGUUUGGUCUUGACGCAGUGGUCAUCAGCCCCAAUCAGAUCAGUCAGACUCUCAAAGUGGAUACCAGGACAUGUGCUGUGAGGCAGGUCUCGAAUCUCGGCCAGCCCAUGUCGAAAAGGAGAACGUCGACACCCCCGCUCAUGCCAAGUCCUAAAAUGGAGUCUGAAACUGGGUCCUCUUCCGCCUCCUCUUCCUCCUCCACGUCUUCCUCAUCCGCCUUGUUGGUGGGAAGUGUCUUCCCUCAGUCCUCAGACUCAUUAGCAUUUCAAAAGGAGAAAACUAUCUAUCUGUCUCCUAAGCUCAAACAGCUCCUCCAGACUCAGACAGACAGUCAGAAACCUGCCAUUGCCCUGAUAGCAGAGAGGCACAGAUUAGCUCCCCCUCUCUCCGUUACGUCUCUGCCUGCAGCCUCAGGCAGGUUCAAGAGAAGAACAGCUUCCCCCUCAUCUCCACAGCUCAGCCCUGCGCUGAAAGCAAACGGCUGUAUGAACGAGGCGGGGGUCUCAUCGUACACCCUCAAGGUGCCAAAUCUGGAGACCCUGGGCAUGUCCCCUGCCUGGAGUCUGUCCAGCAAGGAGGAGAGGGACACACUGAGUCCCAGCGGGAAGAACGGGUGCAGCUGGUCUGCCUCUCGGACCGGAGGGAACUCGUGUAAUCAGCAGCCCUUGGAUCUGUCCAGCGGCAUCAGUAAGAGGAGGGACAGCUUCAACAAGACGCCCGGGGAGGUAGUGCUGGAUUUAAGCAUGAGUCGGAAGAGUACAGCGGAGUCUAAGGGAAGUCCAUCUCCGGCACAGCCCCCCACCAAGAAGAAGAAGCCCAACACCAGCAUGCUAGAGAAGGUGUUGAUGAACGAGUACGCCGGCUUAAACCCAGCAGAAGAGGAAGGCUCUUCUCCCCUGGGAAGCCCAGAUUCUCAGUAUACUGCAGGCAGUGGUACAGGUACCGCAUCUCACAGUCCCUCUUCCAAUCUGCCCUCUGAAUCAGCCCAUCCCUCUCCCCCCUCUCUAACGCCCGUCACGAUGAACCCCUCCUCCCCUUGCGGCUCCAGCCUGACCUCUCCAACGCCACCUCCCCCUGUCCUACCCACCAUGCCCUCACCAGACUGCCCUACGCUCAUCAGCUCUCUCCCUGUCCUCUCCCACAAAAUGCCCCCCAGAUCUAUCGACCAAGGUGAGGACGAGCCAGUUGGCGUAUCGAACUCUACCACAGCAGAGACGAUGUUAGCUGCAGUAAGUAACAGUUAUGGAGAUGAGGAACAUAUCAAUAAGCCAAUAGACUCUAAUCCAGAUCCCCUUACCAAGGAAGCUAUUUCAAGCCCCUCUACAGAGCCCUCCUUGGUAUCUGAUGCUGUCGCUCUGAGUCUGUCCUCAACACAAUCGAAACCUGCUAGGACUGGGAACCAGCUGGAUGUCCAAGUGAAUCAAGACCUGGAACCGAUUAUUACUGAGGGACAGGAGAAAUCCCAAUGCUCUGAACUCCCUGUAUUAUCAUCCGUAACAGAAUCCCUCCUCUCUGCCUCAUCGACCUCGCCUGCUGCCAUAUCGGAUAUCCCAGCUCCACCAGCGGUCUCCCCGCCAUCUCUCUCUAGCACUGUGAUUAAAGGGGAUCCCCAGCACAGUGAACAGCUGGCUGACUUAGUCCUUUCUCCUAGUGGCACAGGGUCUUCACCUCUGUCUGCUGCUGCUGACAAACCCUCGUCGUUGUCGGAGGAGGAAGAGGGAUCGCCGCCAGAGCCCUUCAGUAAGAGCUUUGUGUGUAAUGUAUGUGAGGACCCCUUCCGCGCCAUCAAAGAGCUCAGUCGGCACAUCCUAGAGCACGCUGCUGAGUGGCCCUACAAGUGUGAGUUCUGCGUGCAGCUGUUCGGGAACGCCCCUGCUCUGCUGGAGCACCGCACGGCCCUCCACGGCGUGGGGCGCGUCUUUGUCUGCUCCGUCUGCUCCAAGGAGUUUGCCUUCCUCUGCAACCUCCAGCAGCACCAGAAGGACCUGCAUCCCAGCCAGCUGUGCACUCACACAGCGGUGGAGAACGGCAAGCCCAGGCCACAGAACUACACAGACCCAGCCAGGGCCAAAGAGGAGAGUAACCCCUCCUCAACCGUAGCCACAGGGCCUGAGUCCUCUCCUGAAGUUGCUUCCUCCCAGGGGGUCUCUGAUGUGAAGAAAGAGGAGCCUGAUACUAACGGGAAGCAUGAGGAGGAUGGACUGGAGUACCUAACUGAAGAGCUGUACACUACUAUAAAGAUCAUGGCCUCUGAGGGAGGCAAGCCUAAAGGCCCAGACGUACGCCUGGGCAUUAAUCAACACUACCCCAGUUUCAAGCCACCCCCCUUCCCCUACCACAACCGCACUGCUGCAGGCUCUGUGGCCUCGGCCACCCACUUCACUACCCACAACAUCCCCCAGACAUUCAGCACUGCCAUCCGCUGCACCAAAUGCGGCAAGAGUUUCGACAACAUGCCCGAGCUGCACAAGCACAUACUAGCCUGUGCCAACGCCAGUGAUAAGAGGCGGUACACUCCCAAGAAGAACCCCAUCCCUCUGAGACAGAUAGUGAAGCCCCAGAACGGCUCUCUGUCGCCUGCCUCUGCAGCCAACGCAGGGCACAACGCUUUCCGCAGAAUGGGCCAACCCAAGAGGCUCAACUUCAACCAAGAACCGCUUGGCAAAACCAAGAUGAGUUCCCUCGGUAAGAAGAGCCAGCUGGUUCAGAAGGCCAUCGGGCAGAGGAAUGAGACUGCAGCUACUGUUAACAAGGCCCCUAGCCAGGUUAAACAGGAGGAGCCGCAAGAGCAGGAGGUCCACUUAUGCCCUCACUGCAGCCGAGAGUUCACCUACCCUGCCAGCCUCAAUAAACAUAUAGCAGGCAGCUGUCCCAUGAAGCCAGUCUCUAAGAAGGCCAAAAAGGGAGCCGCAACAGAGGCAACACCAGCUGUAGACAAAAACAUGAGCCUUCGACGGAGAACCACAGACUCUGAGAUCCAGCAGCCAGAACCGGCUGAGCCGGUUCCCAAAACGCUUAGCAAAACUCGGGCUCGCAACUCUGGACCUGGCCCUGCUGAGGCCCCACCACCGGUAGGUAAAGGAAAGAUGGCUGCCACACAGGUGUGCACCAAGAGGCCAGCCUCUUUCCCAGCAGCCACAGUUUCUCUCGGCAAGAAAAGUAAAAAAGGCAAAGUUCAAUCGUUACCCCCAACCCCGUUGCCCUCCGAGAGUCCCAGUGACUCUGCACUGCGGCCAGCAGCUCAGACAAAGCAACGCAUGGGCAAGGAAGUGCCACCCAAGAAGGGAGCGGAGGUGAAAUCGCCCCCACAGCAGCAGUCUCAGGUGCCGCCUAAGAAAGAAGGGGAACGGUUCUCUCUGAGAGCGAGGGAGCGAGCUGUCGGGCCGGUGACCCGGAGCCUACAGAUGGCCAACACUGCAGCUCCUGUGGAGGUGAAAACAGAUGACCUCUCCAGCCAGGAGCCUGAAGAGACCCAGGAGUACUUGCUGAAGUGAGCCAGGUAGAGAAAUGUGGAUUCUGAGGAUUAACAAGUCCCCGGCUAGGAGGAUGUCGCUGUGCUGGCUCGCCUCUGGGAAGAAACUCUGGCCUUCCCAAGAAUCAGACAGACGGACGGACGGACGGACACAGAGACGGACGGACACAGAGACGGACGGACACAGAGACGGACGGACACAGAGACGGACGGACACAGAGACGGACGGACACAGAGACGGACGGACACCGAGACGGACGGACACCGAGACGGACGGACACAGAGACGGACGGACACAGAGACGGACGGACACAGAGACGGACGGACACAGAGACGGACGGACACAGAGACGGACGGACACAGAGACGGACAGGAGGAUCUGGAGGUGUGCUGGCGCCAACACAAAAAAAGAAA
Oncorhynchus keta (chum salmon) is the source of this 5883-nucleotide messenger RNA. Its product is annotated as PR domain zinc finger protein 2-like. The record is from RefSeq and is a predicted model, not a curated record. NCBI's taxonomy places the organism in Eukaryota, Metazoa, Chordata, Actinopteri, Salmoniformes, Salmonidae. Gene Ontology annotation, biological process: regulation of transcription by RNA polymerase II. The transcript has 9 exons. Gene Ontology annotation, molecular function: histone methyltransferase activity; DNA-binding transcription factor activity, RNA polymerase II-specific; protein binding. Gene Ontology annotation, cellular component: nucleus. The coding region runs from base 215 to 5491 and encodes 1758 amino acids.